Adineta ricciae is the source of this 1050-nucleotide messenger RNA. The record is from the annotation of a GenBank genome assembly. NCBI's taxonomy places the organism in Eukaryota, Metazoa, Rotifera, Eurotatoria, Adinetida, Adinetidae.
AUGAACAUCUCAAGGCUUACUCUGCAUUCCAGCAUGUACUAUGAUAUUUGGCUACAAGAUGUCCUCACUUUUCCUGGGAAGGAUCUUAAAAACAGAACAAGAUGGAGUUGUAUUUUAGGAGCUAUUCCCAUGAUGGAGCAAUUUUUCUUGUGUUUUCGAUCGCUCGUUCCCAAAAACAGUGGAAACGUGUUCGAUUUGUUUGAAAUUAUCAUACCGUCGACAAAGAAACGACAAAUACCCAGUGUUCGCAAUUAUAAUGGCGUAAAACGAAGAAAAAAUACAAAUCAAAUUGAAACAGUGAAAGCUGAUUUGGUCAUCAAUGUGCCUAAAGGUUCUAAUAUUCCAAUCAAUAUCGAUAUCAAUUUAUCAAUAUCACCAUUGAAUCUUCAACGUUAUUAUAAUGAAAUUCUUCUUCGUUGUUCACAUCGAAUUAUUUCAUUUAACACGACAAAUAAUUGUAAUUGUGUUCGAGAUAAUUCUCUUUAUAAUAUUUUAUCACGUUCGACUCGAUUGGAAACACUUGUCCUUGAAAAUAUAAAUUUUGGAUAUACGGAAAUUCUUCUUGAAAAAUUCUCUUCAUUAUCAAAUCUUUCUACAUUAGUCAUUGAUCUUACUUGGAGUAGUCGAUAUAAAGAAAUUCUUCUUGAAAUAUUUCGUCUACCUAAGUUAAAAUAUCUUCGAUUGAAAUCAGACAUUGGACAAGUACAAGUACACCGAUACAUUUGUACUCAGUACCAAUUAUNCAAAGAAGGAAAAUUAGUGGCUGGAGGAAAUGGCGAAGGAAAUCAUCUGAAUCAAUUGAAGUAUCCCAAUGGAAUCAUUGUUGAUGAUAAAGGUCAAAUUUAUGUUGCAGAUGGUAAUAAUCAUCGAAUAAUGCGUUGGUGUGAAGAAAGUCGAGAAGAUGAAAUAAUUGUUGGUGGAAAUCGAGAAGGAAAUAAAUCAUAUCAAUUGUCUUAUUCCCGUGGUUUAUCAUUUGAUGUUCAACGAAAUCUUUAUGUUGCUGAUUUCGAAAAUCAUCGAAUUUUGAGAUUUGAUUUAGUUUGUGAAUAA